AAAGUUCACACCACCAUCUCAGAAGUACAAAACACGACUUCAGUGCUGAAGGAACAAACGUGUGGAACAUGGAUAAAUUUAAAACGGUGCUUAAUAUUGCACAAAAACAGCAGACGACCCUGGGGUUCGGUCUGGUGGCACUGCUAACGGCGGGGGGAGAGCAGAUUUUUUCGGCAGUUGUAUUCAGGUGUCCUUGUAGCUCGUGGAACUUUGCCUACGGUACCGUGUUUCUGCUAGCGCCAGCUCUGGUGCUGCUGGUUUUGGGGUACAUUCUUAGCAAUAAGACCUGGAAAAUGUUUACAGGUCUGUGCUUGCGUAAACCCACCCCAGUACGUUUGAAGCACAUUUGUGUCUUUUUAAAAGUGUUUUUGCAAAUCACCACCACUGCGAUGGUCGCUCCCAUUAGCUGGAUAGCGGUGGCACUUCUAAAUGGCAAUUAUUUUGAGUGUGCCAGGACUGGCUUAAAUGUUACUCUAUUCAAAGAUCAUCUGUGUUUCGGCAAAGUACCAGAGUGUCGGAGCGAGCUCUACAGGUUUCCAUGUGGAAAGUCCGCUGUCCCCCAAACUGAGAGAGAGGAUGUCCUGGCGAUAAUACGCGCUGAGUCGCAGGUUUUGGGCUGGUUGCUGAUUGCCUCCAUAAUGACAGCAGCGCUGCUGUUAACGUGUGUGGCCAGGUGUCGUUCCCCAAUCAGCUACGUGCAGCUGAAGUUCUGGCAGGUGUACGCUCAGAAAGAGAGCGACCUGUUGGACAGGUACGCGGCCGAGCAUGCCCAAAAGCUCGCGGAAAGGAACCUGACCAGCUUCUUCCAGCAGACGCCCCCCGAGCCCAUUGUCACACCUGACAGGAAGGCGUGGGAAAAGGUUUCAUCCUUCUUUCGCUUUGCCAGGAAGAAUCAGCACUACAGUAUCCUGCACAAAUAUGUGGAGACUGACCUCAACCCUACUGGUGCACACAGAGCCUCUGUCGUGUCGGAUGGAGGGGACUUCACCAACCCAACCGUGCUCAGCUUUGUGGAUGAGGGAAGGGUAAUCUUGUAAUAAUGAUCCUGGGAUCCUUGUACUAGAAAUGAAAAAAUGAAGCAUCCACAAAUGCAGAGCUACUGUGUGCUAUCACUGAUCCCACUGAACGAAUCAGUGUUCUGCCUUUGUGGUCUGAAGUGCACAGACUUAGUUGGUUUAUAUGUGGUAGUGACUGACAGCGCAUGGUAGCUGGUCCAAUUAUGAAAGGGGUAAAAUCGUGGUGCAGGAUUUGAUUCUUGAUUGUGGAGUACAUCUUGUCACAAGCUUCCUUAUUACCAUCAUCAUCAUCAUCAUCACUGUUAUUGUUCCCUAGUCUCGAGUCUCUUUAUCUCGAGUCUCUAGAGCAGGAGUUUGUGACCCUGAUCCCAGCACUCAUGAAUAUUCUGUUAACUGAACUGACUAAUCCUUAAUUACAUUAGCCCAUUCAUGAAACAUCUCUGGAGCUCCAGAGCUAGUGCUGCCAACCACUUAGUUUAGUUUCUCUGUAGUAAACCCGCGCAAGAUUAGACACAUGGACUAUGGGAGGGCAGGCCACUCCUAUCCUGUAACAGGGAGUAAUGGACUCUGAGAUUAUUCUUAAUGGUGCUUAUGUGCUUUGGCCAGAUAGUCUAUUGAUUUUUUUCAUCCAUGGUGGUGCCUAUACUGUCUGUGUUCCAGCUUCUGUGUCUCAGCUUAUUCCUCAUAGACAUCAUGUCUGUGGCCAUAGCAAUUUAGUUUUAAUGAACUGCGCUUUCUCCUUUGGAAAUUAUUUUGUGUGAGAUUUAUGCGCUUCGUGUCUUUUUCAUGUUCAAAGGUAUAUACAAAGAUGAAUUGAACAAUAUAACAAACACAACAUGGAAAUAAUGUGAAAAAAAGCCAGUUCCUGUUUUUCACUUCCUUCUGCAGCAUGUUCAGUAAAUACUUUGCCUUAAGCCUUUCUUUCAUAUUAAAAUGGCAUACUUCUCUCUGUACUUCUGAAUUCUGUUGUUCUUUAUUUCAAACAGAUACAACAUUUAGCAGUGUCACAAUAUAUUUUAGUGUUAAUCAGAAAAUUCAAAUAGUAUUUUGACAUUGGUUCUAGGUUCAUAUGCAGUUUUGUGUGAAAAUGAAAUUGAAAGUGGCUGAUAGAUUGUAAAAUAUUCAGUGUUAAAUCAGCUCUUACAGAGGACAUAUAUGGUCUCUACUGGACUCAAGUACAUUGUUAGAGUUGAAAUAAGACUGGACAUUUUACUGUGUUUGUUGAGCAGAAAAUGCAAACACCUCUGCACUUCCUGUGACAAAAAUGAAAGUCCUUGGGCAGACACACCCAUAUUCUCUUUUUUACAAUGCAUCAGUGACUGCAGCAAAUGUUCUGUAUUUUGCAUGAAUUUUAGUAUGUUAAUGCUUGAGAUAUACCUGAAAUUUUAACGGCUUUCCUGGCACAGACAAUUUCAUAGCUAUUCACUGUACAAAGGCUGUUUUACAUUUGAGUGCCACUUAAAUCUGUAUGCUCUUUUCUCUGUUGUAUUCUUGCCAAAAUGAUGCCGUUUCAAGGCUCACAAAAAAUAAACUACUUCCGUUUCACACGUGUAAACAACUAACUGAAACGCUUAAAGCCACAUCCUGUCUGAAAGGAGACUGCCUGAGAGAACAAAGCUCUCUCUUUUUCCUGUGGCAUAGCGCACAUUCUCCUCAUCCCUAUACUAAUGUGUGUGUGUCAGCCUUAUCUUGUUAUUCAACUCUUUUAGUUUCACAAUUAUAUUAAACAUGCCAUUUAAAGUAUUUUAUACAUUUUGAAAUUCCUCCACAUUCAUGUGAAAUUGCAUAUACUGUGCCAUGUACUGAUACCGCAUUGUUUUCUGUGUUUGUGUGUGUGCUUUUGUGUGAGUGCUCGUUCGCAGUAAAUACGGGCCAGUGGAAUUUUUUUCAUCAUGUGAAUCUAAUCCCAGAGUGAAACGCCUUUCUGUGUUUAUAAUAGAAUCAAUACGAUAACUCAAUGAGUGUGUAUAAACUAACUCCAAUAAAAGUAUUUGUGUUAGUAUCCA
Molecule: messenger RNA, 3022 nt
Organism: Anguilla anguilla (European eel)
Lineage: Eukaryota; Metazoa; Chordata; Actinopteri; Anguilliformes; Anguillidae
Gene: calhm6
Product: calcium homeostasis modulator family member 6
Exons: 2
Coding region: 69-1037 (322 amino acids)
Molecular function (GO): monoatomic cation channel activity
Source: RefSeq, a predicted model, not a curated record